AUGGCACGCACGAAACGAACUGCCCAAGCCGCGGCUGAGGAGACCUUGAACCCUCCCGACACCCUCGAGAAGAACCAGGCCAUCGUGCGCGUCAUCAAGGCCGAGGGCAACAACCUAUACAACUGCGAGCUGCCCAACAAGAAGGACCUCGUUCUCGAACUGGCCCAGCGUUUCCGCAACACCAUCUGGAUCAAGCGCGGCGGGUAUGUGCUGGCGGAGCGGUACGACGAGGCAGACGGUCGGGUGAUGGGCGAGAUCAUUAACGUCGUCCGCGAUGAGAAGGCCUGGCGCAAGCAGCCCUACUGGCCCAAGGAGUUUGCCAAGACCAGGUACGAAGACGAAGAAGACGAGAGCGAUUCCAACGUCGGCAAGAUGCCGCCAUCCGACUCCGAAGACGAGUAUUGA
This is a messenger RNA of Colletotrichum siamense, 405 nucleotides long. RefSeq names its product S1-like domain-containing protein. The record is from RefSeq and is a predicted model, not a curated record. NCBI's taxonomy places the organism in Eukaryota, Fungi, Ascomycota, Sordariomycetes, Glomerellales, Glomerellaceae. The coding region runs from base 1 to 405 and encodes 134 amino acids. The transcript has 2 exons. Gene Ontology annotation, biological process: translational initiation. Gene Ontology annotation, molecular function: RNA binding; translation initiation factor activity. Gene Ontology annotation, cellular component: nucleus.